This is a messenger RNA of Carassius carassius (crucian carp), 5273 nucleotides long. Its product is annotated as glutamate receptor ionotropic, kainate 5. Gene Ontology annotation, cellular component: plasma membrane; postsynaptic membrane; presynaptic membrane. The record is from RefSeq and is a predicted model, not a curated record. Gene Ontology annotation, biological process: modulation of chemical synaptic transmission; monoatomic ion transport; synaptic transmission, glutamatergic. Gene Ontology annotation, molecular function: transmitter-gated monoatomic ion channel activity involved in regulation of postsynaptic membrane potential; kainate selective glutamate receptor activity. NCBI's taxonomy places the organism in Eukaryota, Metazoa, Chordata, Actinopteri, Cypriniformes, Cyprinidae. The coding region runs from base 1877 to 5092 and encodes 1071 amino acids. The transcript has 22 exons.
AGAGGCACUGAAACACAACGAGAGAGUGAGAGAGAGAACGAGAGGGCACGAAUGCAGUUUACACAUUAGCCCAGCUGCCAGAAAUUACAGCAAGCUCAAUUCUGCUGGACUGGAACAGGGGGGGGGGCGUGAAAUGGAAUGAUGGCAAGGACGCAGAAAAUGAAGAAGACCCACCAUUGCAUUCUCUUGGGAAAUGAUCUGUGGUGAAUAACCAGAAACCGCAGAAGAGGCUGAGAGAGAGAGAGAGGGGAAGAACGGGGGGAAGGAGGAGGAGGAGGGGAGAGCCUAGCGUCCUCUGAGGGCAGUAGACUAACAGCAUCGCAAGUAAAGUGUGUAUGGGCUGUUUCCUGCUCCGUAAAGGCCCAUUUCUCCACCCUUGAUGUGUCUUACCGCUCCUGCCUGCUGACAGCAAGUUCUUCUUCCAUACAUCCCCAGACGCUCUCAGAAUGCACCUACUUUCCUGCAAGCAAAAACACAGUGACAGGAGCACAGAGACUUGAGGAUAUCUGGCGUUAAAAAGGAAGUAGGACUGAAAAGAAGGAACAAAUCCUUGAUUGGGAUUUUUUUAAUGAAAUCACUUGACGUUUACUACUCUGAAUCCAUCCAGUGUUUUAAGUUGGAACGGAACCCUGAGGGGCUAAAGGAAUAAGUGUCAUCCAAUCAAACGAAGAUCCUUUGAUUUCAUAUCGCACAGAGAGGAUCCUAAGCGAUACCAUUCAACGGGAGAUAAUUGAACUUCCUGCCUGACAGGCAGCCUGAAAAUGGAGAACUAGAAGUUCAAGUGGUUUUUCUGGGGGAUAUGUUCAAGCACCCUGCCACUCAGAAUCAGAUUGCAGGCCAGUUCUGAUGGCCAUCUUCUAGCGAUCUGUGGCAUUUGGUGUUGUUUUUUUCUCAUUUUUUCUGAUAAAGGAAAGACUGAUUUUGGAAUUAUUUUGUAUCUCAGCUUUUAGACUGACAUUCAACAGUUUUACUGUGUAGGUCUAGAAAGAAAAACAAAGAAAGAGAGAUCAGAUGGUGGUAUGCUUUGGAUUGACAAGGCUGUUCUCCAAUCUGAGGCAAAAAGGAAAAAUUUAUUAAAUGCUUUAGUUUUGCUAUUCAGAUACGGGUAGAUUAAAAGACAGAAGGAGAACAAGACCAAAGAAAGCGAAAAGGGGAGGGAGGGGGCCAGAUGCCACAGAUCGUCGCAAACUCUUACCUUUUGAAAAGUUAAGCUUCUUUUUCCCUUUUCAUCUUGAAAAUUAGAUUUUUUUGCUCUUUUAGAUAACCCUUAAGACUGUAAGGGAGAUCGUAACACAUUGCAGUGACUGAGAUAGGGUGGGGAAAAGGAGGGAGAAGCUUUCCCCCCGUAUCUGAAACAGAAUGUUCUGUUGGCUUCUCAUUUUUGCAGUUUUAGGUAUUUAUCUUGUCACUCCAUUCUCAAACUCCGUUUUAAUCCCCCUCUCCAUGCCUCUGGGAGAGCAAAGGACAGAAUUGAGUUAUUUUAUCCUUGCUGGAAUUUUUUUUAUUUGCCUUCCCGACUGAUUUUUCUUCUGUACUCCUGUUUACCCCAGACAAAAUGCUGUUGGAUCUCAAGUCAAAAUCAGGAACCUGAUAGCGUUUGGCAAAAGAUUCCACAAGGAGCCAGGCAACGAGAACAAGAGACGGAAACCUAACCUCCGAUCUUAAAAAAGCGUGAGAUCUGCUUUCCCCCUCCCCAUUUCAGAGGUGUCCUCCGAUAUUCCUUCCUCUUUUUCCCCGGAAUCUGUCAGCAUUCCCGACGGGACGCAGCCAGCUUGUAUCCGUGCCAAUCCUUUGAUAUUAGCUCCCGGUGUCGUCUGCUUCAUUCUGUGGCGGUGCAGGCAGCCAGACGACCUUUCUCCAUGAGGAGCAGUGGAAGAUGCCGGCUCUGCCAGCGCUGCUGCUGUCGAUUCACCUCCUCUUCCUCCUCCUGCUGUUGCUUCUGCUGACCAUGGCCCCAUCCUCUCACAGCCAGGCACCCGCUCUCGCAGCCGUCAGGAUGGCUGCUAUUUUAGACGAUCAGUCAGCGUGUGGACGAGGAGAGCGGUUGGCAUUGGCUCUGGCCCGAGAGAACAUCAACAGUGUGAUGGAGGGCCCAUCAAGAGCCCGUGUGGAGGUCGACAUCUUUGAGCUGCAGAGAGACUCUCAGUAUGAGACUACAGACACAAUGUGUCAGAUCCUGCCAAAGGGAGUGGUUUCUGUCAUUGGUCCUGCCUCUAGUCCUGCUUCUGGAUCCACCGUCAGUCAUAUAUGUGGGGAAAAAGAGAUCCCUCACAUCAAGAUUGGUCCAGAGGAGACUCCGCGCUUGCCAUAUCUGCGCUUUGCCUCAGUGACGCUGUAUCCUAGCAACGAGGACUUAAGCUUGGCCAUCGGUGCCAUCCUGCGCUCUUUCAGUUACCCGACGGCCAGCUUGAUUUGUGCCAAAGCAGAGUGCCUGCUGCGAUUGGAGGAGCUUGUGCGUCACUUCCUUAUAUCCCGGGACACACUCUCAGUCAGAAUGCUUGAUGAAAAUUUGGACCCCACCCCCCUGCUGAAAGAAAUCCGUGAUGACAAAGUUGCGACUAUUAUCAUUGAUGCCAAUGCAUCUGUGUCAAUACUUAUACUAAAGAAGGCCUCAGAAUUAGGCAUGACGUCAGCCUUCUACAAGUACAUCCUCACCACAAUGGAUUUCCCUCUGUUGAGGUUGGAUGAUGUGGUAGAUGAUCAGUCAAAUAUCGUCGGCUUCUCCAUGUUGAACAGCAGUCAUCCUUUCUACCUAGAGUUCAUCAGGAGUCUAAACCUGUCAUGGAGGGAAGGUUGUGAUCUCAGCCCCUAUCCUGGUCCAGCGUUGUCAUCAGCGCUGAUGUUCGAUGCAGUGCAUGUUGUGGUCAUAGCGGUGCGAGAACUCAACCGCAGUCAGGAGAUCGGAGUAAAGCCUCUGAGUUGCACGUCUUCACUCAUCUGGCAACACGGCACCAGUCUCAUGAACUACCUGCGCAUGGUAGAGUAUGACGGCCUAACAGGCCGCGUGGAGUUUAACAGCAAAGGCCAGAGGACCAAUUACACGCUUCGUAUUCUUGAGAAAUUCAAGGGGGGUCACAAAGAGAUCGGUGUCUGGUACUCCAAUAACACGUUGGCUAUGAACUCCACAUCUUUAGACAUCAACACGUCUGAAACCUUAGCCAACAAAACGCUCAUCGUCACCACAAUACUGGAAGAUCCAUACGUGAAGCGCAAGGCAAACUACCAGGACUUUCAGGGUAAUGAUCAGUACGAGGGCUUCUGUGUGGAUAUGCUGCGGGAGCUGGCAGACAUGCUGAAGUUUUCCUUCCGGAUCAAGCUGGUGGAUGACGGGCUGUAUGGAGCUCCAGAACCUAAUGGGUCAUGGACUGGCAUGGUGGGGGAACUCAUCAACAGGAAAGCAGAUUUGGCGGUGGCUGGAUUUACCAUCACAUCAGAGAGGGAGAAGGUCAUCGAUUUCUCCAAACCUUUCAUGAACCUUGGCAUCAGUAUCCUGUACCGCGUCCACAUAGGCAGGAAGCCGGGUUAUUUCUCCUUCUUGGAUCCCUUUUCGCCAGCUGUCUGGUUAUUUAUGCUUUUAGCUUAUCUGGCCGUUAGCUGUGUGCUCUUCCUGGCUGCCAGGCUGAGUCCGUAUGAGUGGUACAACCCCUUCCCGUGUUUGCGGGACCGCAGGGACCUGCUGGAGAAUCAGUACACACUGGGGAACAGCCUGUGGUUUCCGAUCGGUGGUUUCAUGCAGCAGGGCUCAGAGAUCAUGCCCCGGGCUCUGUCCACACGCUGUGUCAGCGGCGUUUGGUGGGCAUUCACGCUGAUCAUCAUUUCUUCCUACACGGCGAACCUCGCAGCUUUCCUGACAGUCCAGAGGAUGGAGGUGCCGAUCGGAUCUGCUGAUGACUUGGCCGAUCAGACGAACAUCCAGUAUGGGACUAUUCUAGGAGGAAGUACUAUGACCUUCUUCAUGAACUCGCGUUACCAGACGUACCAGCGUAUGUGGAAUUACAUGUACUCCAAGCAGCCCAGCGUGUUCGUGAAGAGCACGGAGGAGGGCAUCGCUCGGAUUUUAAACUCCAGGUACGCCUUUCUUCUGGAAAGCACCAUGAACGAGUACCACCGACGCCUCAACUGCAACCUGACGCAGAUUGGAGGCCUGCUGGACACCAAGGGCUACGGCAUCGGUAUGCCUCUGGGUUCACCUUUCAGAGAUGAGAUCACGUUAGGCAUACUGCAGCUGCAAGAGAACAACCGAUUAGAAAUCCUAAAGCGUCGAUGGUGGGAGGGUGGAAAGUGUCCUAAAGAAGAAGACCAUCGCGCCAAAGGUCUAGGUAUGGAGAAUAUCGGCGGGAUAUUCGUGGUGCUGAUAUGUGGACUCAUAAUAGCUGUUUUUGUAGCCAUUAUGGAGUUUGUGUGGUCCACACGCCGCUCGGCCGAGACAGAUGAGGUACGCCUUCACUCCUGCCCCGUCCGAAAACACAGACACUCACGAGUCUCAGUAUGUCAGGAAAUGAUGACUGAAUUCAGAAAUGUUAUCUCCUGUAAAAAGAACUCUCGUUUGCGGCGCCGACGGCCCCUCUCGUCCCAGGGCAUCCUCCGGCACCCAGCUCGUCUCCCUUUAGGAGCUCCCCGUCAGAUGCGGCUCGUGAGGGACAUGCGUCUCAGCAAUGGCAAACUCUACAGCGGGACGGGGCCACCAACCGGCGUGGCUGCAGGACCGGGACCCGGCGGGGGUGCUGCGGAAAUGGGCCCGGGCCCCCAGCGACUUCUGGAGGACCCUCUCAGUGCCAGUGUCCCCAGUAGCGCACCCGCUCUGGUCCCCACGGAGGUGCCCCGCGGCUGCACACAUGUGCGUGUGUGCCAGGAGUGCCGGAGGAUCCAGAGCCUUCGCUCCACGUCUUCUUGCUCGCGCAUUUCUCCGCUGGCCUCUGCCACAUCCUCUCUCCCGCGUUUGUCGCUGCCGCCCCCCUCCACCUCCAAUACAAACACCGACAGCGAAGGAGGAGGCUCGGGCAGCCCACGCAGGGCCAAACCCACACCCCCUCCAAGACCGCUGCCACCCACUAAAACUCCCUCUACUGAUCUCCUCUGCAAGCAGGACUGAGAGUUAGGAAACUUUUAUCAGGACAAGAAUUUAAUGUAAAUGAGUGCUGGAGGACAGACUGAAAGACUCUGCCCACGCCUCCAGUCAAAGUGACCUCUGGGAUACUGCAAAUAAAGGCCAUUUUUGGAUGCAAAAUUACAUUAAUGGACACUGAGUGAGAGAAAGAUGAUUCAGCCAACCG